Aspergillus homomorphus CBS 101889 is the source of this 998-nucleotide messenger RNA. RefSeq names its product alpha/beta-hydrolase. The record is from RefSeq and is a predicted model, not a curated record. The transcript has 3 exons. Lineage: Eukaryota; Fungi; Ascomycota; Eurotiomycetes; Eurotiales; Aspergillaceae. Bases 12 to 998 code for a protein of 328 amino acids. Gene Ontology annotation, molecular function: hydrolase activity.
AAACAACAACAAUGUCUCAAAACCCAGACCCCCGCCUCCACCCCUUCCACCACCUCCAAACCCCCUACAAAACCAUCAACAACCAACCCAUCCAAACAGACCUACUAAUCCCCAAAUCCUUCCCUCACCCCGCCCCUCCCCUCCCAAUAAUCAUCCACUUCCACGGCGGAGGCUUAAUAUGCGGCUCCUCCCUCUACGCACCCUGGUUCCCAACCUACCUAACCGACCUAGCCCGGAGCACACCCGCGAUCCUCCUCUCCCCAAACUACCGGCUCCUCCCCGAGGCCACAAUCCAGGACGUAUUCGAAGAUAUCCUCGAUUUCUGGACCUGGUUACUGCACUCCCCGGACGUAUCUGCGCUGCUUCCGGAGGGGAUCGAUAUCGACCGGUCCCGCGUCCUUACGGCUGGUGAAUCUGCGGGCGGGUAUCUGAGUCUCUGUCUUGCGUUGCAUUGUCCCGGGGAGGUUCGUGGGGCGGUGGCAGCUUAUCCUGCUUUUCUUGGGUUGGUGCCUGUGUCUUCGCUUCUGGUUAGGGAGCAAGGGGAGGAGCUGCGAUACCACCACGUCCUCCUCGACACGGCUCUGCGCCACGCCCGCGAAGGCCUCAACUCCGUUCGCUCGUUCACGGAUCUCCCUGAGCGGAUUGAGCUGAUGGAUGCGGUUAUGAAGACCGGGCGGAUGCGGGAGAUCUUCGAGCGUUGUGGUGGGGUUGAGGAGGAUUUGAGGUUGCGGUAUCCGAUGGCCAAGUUGGAUGAUCCUGCUCUCAGGAUUCCGAGGGCCGGGAUUGUGAUUCUGCAUGGUGAGGGGGAUGAGGUUGUGCCUGUUGCGGAGAGUGUUGGGUUUGUGGAGAAGGCGAGGAGGGUUUUGGGGCCUGUGGAUGGUGAGAAGGUGCGGUUGGUGGUUCGGGAAGGCGGGCAUGGGUUUGACGUCGAGGUUGGGUUGCGGGAGGGGUGGCUUUGGGAGGGAUUGAGGGGGGUGGUGGAGGGGUGGUUGGAUUGA